AGGUAGCUCAGGUUUCUUUUGUAUUCCUAGUUGGACACUUUAAGAAACUGUAAUUUUAUGGAAUUGUUUAAUAAAGAAUUUUAUUUUUUUUCUACAACUUAUUGUCUUUGAUAAAUCUUUUUUUUUUUGACCCUUGAGGGUGUUACGGGUGCUUGGACUUAUUUGCAAUAUAAACCGGUUGAACCAGUUUGUUUUAAGUGGCACUUUAACAGACUACAUUUUUUUGUGUAAGGAAGAACUUGAACGACAGUAGGAGAGAAAACCUGUCUGUGUAUAAUGUUCAGUUUGAGAACAGAUCAUUUUAGUGCUGCAAUCUAGAGACAGAACGGAUUUAUGAACUGAAUGAAGUUUGUGUUUGAUGUUCUUCAUUGAGACAGAGUGUUUUCUAGUGCACUGUAUCUAAUAUGAGUGUCUAUGAGAGAGAGAGGGGUGAUGUUCAGACACAUGAAGCAGCAUCUCCAGAACCCAGCUGUGUGUCUAUGAAGAGUGACGAGUCCAUACAUGUUUCACCUAAUCUCAGUGACGGACAAAAGCAUCUGGAAAAAGCAUCUCCAGAACCCAGCUGUGUGUCUAUGAAGAGUGACGAGUCCAUACAUGUUUCACCUAAUCUCAGUGACAGACCAGGGGCCUCUGACCCUGUAGUGAAGACAGGUGAAGUGGUCAUAUCAGGGGUGCCCUGUCUGACCUGCGCUGACCCUGACUGUCAGACCCUCAUCAGACAAAGAGUUAAAAACCAACACAAAACCAGCAUGAAGAACAAGUAUGAGAGCUUAUUUGAGGGAAUCAAACUAGACGAGAAUCAAACCCUCCUGAACAGGAUCUACACACAGCUCUACAUCAUAGAGGGAGUUAGUGAAAGGGUGAAUGAAGAACAUGAGGUUUUACAGAUGGAGAAAACAGCCAGAACACAAGAUACUAAAAUCUACUGCAAUGACAUCUUUAAACCCUUACAUGAACCAAAAUGUAAGGAGAAAGAUAAAAUCAGGACAGUUCUUACCAAAGGGAUUGCUGGAAUUGGAAAAACUGUCUCAGUGCAGAAGUUCAUUCUGGACUGGACCGAGGGAAAAGCCAAUCAGGAUGUAGAUUUCAUGUUUGUGCUUCCAUUUCGAGAGCUGAACUUGAUUAAAGAUCACCAGUACAGUCUUCACAGACUUCUGCUGGACUUUCAUCCUGAACUUAAACAUCUGGACUCAAAGAUUUAUGAGGAGUGUAAAGUUGUGUUCAUCUUUGAUGGUCUGGAUGAAAGCAGAAUCACACUGAUGUUUUCAGAUGAUCAGAAAGUUUGUGAUGUGACUGAGUCUUCAUCUGUGGGUGUGUUGAUGUCAAACCUCAUCAGAGGAGACCUGCUUCCCUCUGCUCUCAUCUGGAUCACCUCCAGACCAGCAGCAGCCAAUCAGAUCCCCUCAAAAUACAUCAACCGUGUGACAGAAAUUCAGGGAUUCAAUGAGCCUCAGAAGGAGGAAUAUUUCAGGAAGAGAAUCAGUGAUGAGCAUCAAGCCAGCAAAAUCAUCUCACACAUUAGAAGAUCAAGAAGCCUCCACAUCAUGUGUCACAUCCCCGUCUUCUGCUGGAUCUCAUCCACUGUGCUUCAGAACCUCCUGAAACAAGAUGAGAGUGCAGAAAUCCCUCAAACUCUGACUGAAAUGUACAUCCACUUCCUGCUGACUCAAAUCAACAUGAGGAAUCAGAAGUAUGAUGAGAGAGAUCCAGAGAAACUCCUGAAGUCCAACAGAGAUGUGAUUGUGAAACUUGCCGAACUGGCUUUCAAUCAGCUGAUGAAGGGCAAUGUGAUGUUCUAUGAGGAGGACUUGACUGAGAGCGGCAUAGAUGCCACUGACGCCUCAGUGUAUUCUGGGAUUUGCACUGAGAUCUUUAAGGAGGAAUCUGUGAUCCAUCAUAGGAAAGUCUACUGCUUCAUUCAUCUGAGCUUUCAGGAGUUUUUAGCUGCUUUCUUUCUGAUUUACUCUCAUGUUGUCAAGAAUAAUGAAUCACUGGAGUUGUUUUUUAAUGAAAGAUGCAUGCGAUACAAUCAGAAAAUCUCUAGGUAUGAUCCUAUGAUUCAAUGGGUUGACUCCCCAGAUCGCUUUCCAGAUCACACUCUGAAUCGCACUCUGGAUCACACUCCGGAUCACUCUCUGGAUGAACUUAUAGAAGUAGCAGUCGAUAAAUCCUUACAGAGUAAAAAUGGACACCUAGAUCUUUUCCUGCGGUUCCUGCUGGGCAUCUCACUGGAGUCCAAUCAGAGACUCUUACAGGAUCUACUGACACAAACAGUGAACAGCUCAGAGACCAUCAAGAGAAUCACAAAGUACAUUAAAGACAAAAUUAAGGGUGAUGAAUAUAUCUCAGCUGACAGAUGCAUCAAUCUUUUCCUCUCUCUGCUGGAAAUGAAUGAUCAGACACUGUACAAAGAGAUUCAGGAGUUUGUGAAAUCAGAGAAUCACUCAGGGAAUCGACUCUCUCCUGGUCAGUGCACAGCAAUUGCCUACAUGCUUCAGAUAUCAGAGGAGGUGCUGGACGAGUUUGAUCUGAAGAAAUACAACACAUCAGAUGAGGGUAGAAGGAGUCUGAUACCAGCUGUGGUGAACUGCAGAAAAGCUCUACUUGCUGACUGUUAUCUCACUGCUCAGUGCUGUGAAAGUUUGUCUUCAUCUCUACAAUCAUCAAAAUCACUGCGAGAACUGGACCUAAGUAACAAUGACCUGCAGGAUUCAGGAGUAGAGCUUAUGUCUGAUGGACUGAAGAGUUCACACUGUCAACUCAACAUACUGAGAUUGGCAGGUUGUAUGUUGACUGGUACAAGCUGUGAAAGUUUGUCUUCAUCUCUACAAUCAUCAAACUCCCAUCUGAAAGAGCUGGACCUGAGUAACAAUGACCUGAAAGAUUCAGGACUGAUGUUGCUCUCUGAUAGUCUGAAGAGUGAACAAUGUCAACUCAACAUAAUAAGAUUGGCAGGUUGUAUGUUCACUGGUACAAGCUGUGAAUGUUUGUCUUCAUCUCUACAAUCAUCAAACUACAAUUUGAAAGAGCUGGACCUGAGUAACAAUGACUUGAAAGAUUCAGGAGUGAUGUUGCUCUCUGAUAGUCUGAAGAGUUCACACUGUCAACUCAACAUACUGAGAUUGGCAGGUUGUAUGUUGACUGGUACAAGCUGUGAAAUUUUGUCUUCAUCUCUACAAUCAUCAAACUCCUAUCUGAAAGAGCUGGACCUGAGUAACAAUGACCUGAAAGAUUCAGGAGUGAUGUUGAUUUCUGAUAGUCUGAAGAGUUCACACUGUCGACUCAACAUAAUAAGAUUAUCUGGCUGUAUGGUGACAGAGGAAGGCUGUUGUUUUCUGGCUUCAGCUCUGAGUUCAAACCCCUCACACCUGAGAGAGCUGGAUCUGAGCUAUAAUCAUCCAGGACAAUCAUUAGUCAAGCUACUUUCUGAUCCAAACUACAGACUGGAGAAACUCAAUUUGGAUCAUGGAGGAGAGUUCAGGAUUGCAGCAGGACUCCACAAAUAUGUUUGUUAUCUCACACUGGAUCCAAAUACAGCAAGCCCUUUCCUUAUUCUGUCUGAGGCGAACAGAACGGUGACAUUUGUGAAUGAGCGUCAGUCAUAUCCUGAUCUUCCAGAGAGAUUUGAAUAUGAAUCUCGUCAGGUUCUGUGUAGAGAGAGUCUGUCUAAAUGCUGUUACUGGGAGGUUGAAUGGAGAGGAAUUGGUGCUGUAAUAGCAGUGACAUAUAAUCGAAUAUGCAGGAAAGGACAGAGUCCUGACAGUUGGUUUGGACGCAAUAAACACUCUUGGUGUUUGAUCUGUUCUAAGAACACAAUCUCUAUCUGUCACAUGUAUAUGGAUACUCACAUAACUGUCCCUUCACACUCCUAUAAGAGAAUAGGAGUGUAUCUGGACUGGGUGGCUGGCCGUCUGUCCUUCUACACCGUCUCAGAUACACACAAACUCAAACACUUACACACAUUCAACAGCACAUUUACUGAACCCCUCUAUGCUGGAUUCGGUUUUAUGGCUAAUGAAUAUAACUCCUCAGUGUCUCUGUGUCAAAUUUAAAAACCUAUGAGCAACAACAGAGACAUCACACACACCCCUGACUUAAAGAAAUGCUUUCUUUCUAUAUGUGUUUUAUAUACUUUAACAUUUUUAUUAUACACUAAAGUGAAUGUGUAGAUUUUUUUAGCAUAGAAUUGGUGUGAUUUAUGUGGUACAAUGCCAAUUAAGUUGAAUUUAUUU
Messenger RNA from Carassius auratus (goldfish), 4232 nucleotides. RefSeq names its product NACHT, LRR and PYD domains-containing protein 3-like. NCBI's taxonomy places the organism in Eukaryota, Metazoa, Chordata, Actinopteri, Cypriniformes, Cyprinidae. Gene Ontology annotation, molecular function: protein binding. The transcript is spliced from 10 exons. The record is from RefSeq and is a predicted model, not a curated record. Bases 405 to 4052 code for a protein of 1215 amino acids.